GAGUAGGAGGGAGGGAGGGUUCAGGAUAUAAUAUCUGUGCUCGCGACCUGGGGAGGCACGCUGGGCUGUGAACCGAGCAAGAGUCGGAACAGAGAGAGGGAGAGAGGGAGAGGCAGGGAGAAGGGAGGAUCACAGGGAACGCAGGGAGGAGGGCAGAGUGGCCAAGCGAGAGUUUGAGUGCGGCGGGGAAAGAGCGCGAGUGAGCGGGGGGGGGGAGAGGUUUGAGGGAGGCUUGAGUGAGAAAAGAGGUCGAUCAAGAGAGAGAGAGGAGAGAGCGGGGUUGGGGAGGGAGUGAAGCAAUAGGAAAAGGAGAGCGGAAAGCGAUAGGAAGGAAAGAGAGGGAGGGAGGGAGAGGAAACCCCGUUUCUGCUUCUCUCGGUUUCAUAAGAGAACUCCGUGUCGGUGUUUGGAAGAAAAACAACAACAACCAAACAACCACAACCACCACCACCUCCGCGCUUCUCAAUUUCACGUUUCCUCCUGGAGCCGACGUCCGAGAGAGCCCCCCUCACCAGCCCAGCCAAAUGGACGUGGGCCCCCCAGCCCAGCCAAUGUGGGCCCCCCACUCCUCUCUGCUGGACAUGGAACAGGGUGGGGGUGCUGAUCCCCUUCCAUUCCCGGCCUCCACACCUGCCCAGCAGCCACCGUACGGAUUCUUCCAGCAUCAGCAGGAGCACGGCUACCCCAGUGAGGACGGAUUGUCAUCGCACAUAGCACGGAUGGCGAACGGGGCCUCUCCGCUCAGCGUCAUGUCCUCGUUCACCUGGCUGGACACCACUUCCUACCACCCUCACUACCUGCAACAACAACAACAGCAGCAGCAGCAGCAUCAUCAUAAUCAUCAUCAGCAGCAGCCGUGGUCCAUCGCCCAAGGCGGUCACUCCCCGGACUCCAGCGGGGCGUCCUCGUCCCCCCGAGAGACCGAGCGCCAGCCUGGGGCCAAGUCGUCGUCGUCGCCACUGCCGGCGCCCCCGUCGUUGUCCGCGUCGCCCGGCCCGCCGUCGUCCGAGCGGUCCCUCAGCCCCGGCAGCGAAAACGCCGACGAGACGCCGAGCCGGGCGGACUCGUCGCCCGCCGACUUCCGCCACCAUCACCACCACCACCAGCAGCACCAGCAACAACAACAACAACAGCAGCAGCAGCACUAUGGGCUGCUCGCCCAGGGCCUGUAUGGAGGUGUGGAGCUGUACCACCACCACCACCAACACCACCGCCACGACGUGUCGGCGGCGAUGGAGGCAGGGGGCCACGCGAAGGGCAAGGGCAAGGUUCGCCAGCCACCAGGGGAGCCGGCGCCCGCCGCGUGCGGCGAGAGUCGCGAGUGCGUCAACUGCGGCGCUACGGCGACGCCGCUGUGGCGUCGCGACGCCAACGGCCACUACCUGUGCAACGCUUGCGGCCUCUACCACAAGACCAACGGGCAGAACCGGCCCCUCAUCAAGCCCAAGAGGCGGCCGGCGAGCAGCUCCCGCCCGUCCACCACCUGCGCCAACUGCCAGACCACGACCACGACGCUGUGGAGGCGCAACGGCAGCGGCGAGCCGGUGUGCAACGCUUGCGGCCUCUACUUCAAGCUGCACAACGUGAACCGGCCAAUCGCCAUGAAGAAGGAGGCCAUCCAAACGCGCAACCGCAAGAACUCGACGGGCGGCAAGGCCCGCCGGCGGCCUCGGAAGGGCCGGGCGGCGGCCGACGAAACCUCGGACGCGGCGGUUCGGCGGCCUCCCUUCUUCCACGCCGCCCUCACGGCCUCCGCGCUGCCCCCGCACCUCCUGGGUAGCCACCACCAGCACCACCAGCACCACCACCAGCAGCAGCAGCAGCACCGGCUGCUCUCCCCGGCGUCGUUGGCGCUGACGGUGCCGCACGGCGUAGCCGGCGGAGCGACGCUGGCGUACCUCCCUCCGGACGGCGUGGCGCUGUCCGUUCAGCACCAGCAGCAGCAGCAGCAGUUUCAACACUACCAGCAUCAUCAUCAGCAGCAGCCCCUUCGCCCGCACCCCUCCGGCAACAUGCUGACCGCCAUGGGAUAAAUGCCGGCGCUGAGUGACGUCGGUGGUGAUGGUGGUGAUGAUGACGAGGUUCGGUUGAAACAACUGCCAAACAAAAGGCCACCGCGUGUGUGUGUGUGUGCGUGCGUGCGUGCGGUUACAUUCGAUAGAAUUUGUCAUCAAAGUGCGCCGUUGUGUUGCCUGGAGAGGGACGCUGUCGGCUGGUAGUCCUCUCACGUCGGGGAGACGUGGCACAGUUUUGGUGGGCACAAUAUUGGCGUGCAAAUCAAAUUUUUUAUUUUUUUUAUUUUAUUUUAUCCGAUGAGACUCUGUGAAGGUUCUGCGCAGCGCAUUUGGACAACUGAAGAGUGACCGUGUCGGCGCCUGCGCCGGACGCUUUGAACGCAGGCCGCGAGUCUGCGUCACCGGCUUCCUGGGGUACAAGUUCCAAUAUUUACCGGAAUUCUCAGUUCGGCGUCGGCGUCCUUUAUUCGGCCAAGGCGAGAGCAGAUUUAGAUUUUAUAUAUGAAUAUAUACGUGUAAUUCACUUCGCAAAGAUUAUAUUUGAAACCAUAGUUACGUGGGGUACCGGCUUUUACUCGUCGUCCAUUUCCGACGUUCGUUUUUUUUGUGCAGCUUUGAGAAAGCGCCGAUUUUUAUUUUAGGUUUUUUUUUAUUUUUCCCGGCAGUGCCGUCAUCUCGCCGCGGGCCUUCCCCUGGAGAUCUUACGGCCCGCGCCGUCUCUCGAACGGUCGUUGGGCGCGUCGGACGAUGAACCAUUUUUUAACGUUUGCCCAAGCGUACGUACGGUUGAACUUCUUUCGCGCCGCACGUGGCCAACCGUGCUCCUCGGGGGGGGGGGGGGGAGGGGGGGUGGAAGGACAAUGAACAUGAACACGUGAACGAACGAGCAAACAGAAUCGCACAACUCGACGGGACUCGGAGCCAGGGGUCCGUGCCGUGCAUCACGGGACGAAGCGACCGCUUUGGAUUCAUGAGAAUAUAUUCUUUGCUUGUUUCAGCGGAGUGACUCCGGUUAACUUGCGAUCGCUAUUCUCGUUAAACGAUUCCCAGCCGCCAUGGAUCUUAACGCUUCGCACACGCGGGCUCCGAGGCACGGAUUCGCAGACUGACCUGCUUCAUCCGCUGCAUCCACGCACACACAAAGACAAAGAUAUACCCGCGUGUAGCCUGAGCAGACUUUAUGGGGCAAGUGCUGUUCGCUAGUAGCAACCAACGAA
Molecule: messenger RNA, 3232 nt
Organism: Petromyzon marinus (sea lamprey)
Lineage: Eukaryota; Metazoa; Chordata; Hyperoartia; Petromyzontiformes; Petromyzontidae
Biological process (GO): positive regulation of transcription by RNA polymerase II; cell fate commitment; negative regulation of transcription by RNA polymerase II
Cellular component (GO): nucleus
Molecular function (GO): DNA-binding transcription factor activity, RNA polymerase II-specific; RNA polymerase II cis-regulatory region sequence-specific DNA binding; zinc ion binding
Source: RefSeq, a predicted model, not a curated record